Molecule: messenger RNA, 222 nt
Organism: Lathyrus sativus (Indian pea)
Lineage: Eukaryota; Viridiplantae; Streptophyta; Magnoliopsida; Fabales; Fabaceae
Source: the annotation of a GenBank genome assembly
AUGGACAGUUCAAGCAUUUUGAUAGAAGGUGAUAGUAAUCAAAGGGAAGAUGUAGAAGUUGAUCACGACGAUGGUGAUGAAUCACUUUGGGUUCCUGUAAUUGGAAUGUGUUUUACAUGUUUAGAGGAAGUUAAAACAUAUUAUCAAGAGUAUGCUUUGAAAAAGGGGUUUGGAUGGAGGAUUAGAUCAUCCAAAAAAGGAGACGACGGGGAGCUCCAUUAG